AUGUCUCCGAGCAUGGGACGCGAGGGGGUUCUGCCGGCCUUUCUUCUAGUCUGCUCCUUCGCUCUCGGAGAGGCCAGCCUGGAUAUGUUCGUCGAUAGGGCCGAAGUCCAUCGCAUCACAGGCGUUCAGGGAUCUAGGAUCUACUACAUCCAGGAGGGCGUCAUCAACCAGUACGCCACCGGUUACGUGGUGCCGGUCGGAGCCAGAAUCAGCAGCAUCAGCUUCCAUUGGCAGAGCCUCGUCCGCAAACUGAUGCCGUACGAAAUCAGUUUUCGGUGGAACGAUCCGGCGGCCAUGUCUGAGCCACGUGCCAACGUGUCGUACGUGGGCUACGUGCCACGUGUGGAGGCGGUGUUCAGCGUGCUGUUUCCGUGCACUGGCCGGGUCAGCGCCGUUGUUGAGGUGGACAUCAUGCUCAACAUCACCACCUACCAGCCCAAGCAGCAGAUAGUCUUCCUCAAGCUGAAGCGCAGGAAGACCUGCUUGCAAGGCCGGCCGACUCGUCUUGGUCCUCCCGACAACACCACAUCUCUACUGGAGCUGGGUGACGCGGCUCGUCAGCACGACUUCAGUCUGAUACUGGGCGUCGCCGGCGCCAUCGCCGUCACGUUCGUCACUCUCGGCGCCGUGAUGUUACUCGUCAUCCGACAGCGCAAGGCCACUCUCAGCCCCGUGCACGCUGAUUCUAUAAACAGUGGCAGCAGGGCAUUCGCCAAGAACCUCUCAAAAAGCUAUCACUCUAUCGAUAAGAUGGCCAGGAGCUGCAGUUACGCCACCAUCGCCAGUCUGAAGAAGCUGCCGCGGCUUCACCCGACGGUGACGUCACUCCCGAACGACGGCAGUGACGUCAGCAGGCCUGUGACGUCACUGGCCGACUGUGCCAUGGCAUCACAACACUACGCCUCGUCUGAGAUACCGGUGCCGUCUGCGCCCACCGACCAGCCGCCUGCCGAGUACCCGGCCGUGGACCGGCGCGAGCUGGGUCUCACUGACCUGCUGGCCGAGGGCGGUAUAGCUCGUCUGUAUCGUGCCACCGUCGGCCGCCGGCCCUGUCUGGUGAAGACGGUGACGGCACAGGCCAGCCCGCAGCAGUGCCGGCAGUUGGUGGCCGAAGGACGGCUGCUGGCCGGCUGCUGCCACCCGGCGCUGCUGCCGGCGCUCGGCUGCACGGCCGACACGGGGCCGCCGUGCGUGCUCUACCCGGACCUGGGCACGGCCAGCCUGCGCCGCUUCCUGGCCACGUGUCGGCUGGAGGGGGCCGCCGGCGCCGGCCCGGUGCUCCGCCAGCAGACCAUGGUGGACAUGACGGUGCAGCUGCUGUCCGGCCUGGUGCACCUGCACGGCCGCGGCAUCGUGCACAGAGACGUGGCCGCCAGAAACUGCGCAGUCGACGAUCGGUUUCGUGUCCGACUGACCGACUCGGCGCUCAGCAGCGACCUCUAUCCUGCCGAGUACUCGCGGCUGGCAGACGGAGCUUGCCGGCCCGUCCGCUGGGCGGCGCCCGAGUCGCUGCUGCGCGAGCGCCACUCACCGGCCAGCGACGUCUGGUCGGCGGCCGUCACCGCCUGGGAGGUGACCUCGCUGGGUCAGCUGCCCUUCUCCGAGCUCAAGGACCCGCUGGAGGUGCUGGUGCUUCUCAGAGAGGGCUACCGGCUGGCUCGGCCGACUACCUGUCCCGCUCAAAUGUAUUCCACCUUGCUCAGCUGCUGGAACCUGGACCCGGAGAGGAGGCCCCAGUCCAGAGACCUGCUCACGUGGAUGCAGGACUUCUCCAGAGCGUUCGACAGGCUCAUCUAGGUGUUCGGGUUGUUACGGGUUACUGAGUUGCGACUCACGACUAAGUUGGUGUGACAGGGAUUGCCCGUAGUACUGGAAUAAGGCCACAUGAUGUGAAAAUGGCUAGCCAUGCAUGUGUUGUAAAUAAGAGAGCGCAGUGCAACUUCGAAUGUCAUGGCAAUGAUACUAAUAUGUGUUACAGCGACUACACAUUUUAUAUUCAAGUUUGUUAGUUACCUUGGCUGAUGAGUCUGAAAGCUUGUGCAAUCUGCAGUCCCGGGUGCCCGUCUUUUAUUUUUGACGCUCGAGUGUCGUAAGUGUCACCAAGAUGUGUUACAACUUACGACAACUCAGAUGUGUACCUGAUUGUUCUGCAUUUUAUUCGAAGGUAUGUUAAUACGAAUUUUGGUAAUAGUGGAAGUGUCGUAGGACUCGGACUCACGUCUCAAGUCGAAUCACGACUUGAGUAUUAGACGUGGACUGGACAUUCAUGCCAU
Molecule: messenger RNA, 2273 nt
Organism: Amphibalanus amphitrite
Lineage: Eukaryota; Metazoa; Arthropoda; Thecostraca; Balanomorpha; Balanidae
Product: tyrosine-protein kinase Drl-like
Exons: 9
Coding region: 1-1797 (598 amino acids)
Biological process (GO): multicellular organism development; axonogenesis; protein phosphorylation
Cellular component (GO): signaling receptor complex
Molecular function (GO): ATP binding; protein tyrosine kinase activity
Source: RefSeq, a predicted model, not a curated record